Messenger RNA from Nerophis ophidion (straightnose pipefish), 11463 nucleotides. It is a transcript of the gene mmp23bb, whose product is annotated as matrix metallopeptidase 23bb. The transcript has 8 exons. NCBI's taxonomy places the organism in Eukaryota, Metazoa, Chordata, Actinopteri, Syngnathiformes, Syngnathidae. The coding region runs from base 5377 to 6441 and encodes 354 amino acids. Gene Ontology annotation, cellular component: extracellular matrix. Gene Ontology annotation, biological process: proteolysis; extracellular matrix organization; collagen catabolic process. Gene Ontology annotation, molecular function: zinc ion binding; metalloendopeptidase activity. The record is from RefSeq and is a predicted model, not a curated record.
CAGACGACCGACGACGCCAGGUUGUGUUCGGCGGCUAUGACGGAGCGGCGGGGGUCGCCUUUUUGUCCACCGGUGCGGCGGUUGUGAUUCAGGGUAAGAUAAACAUUGAAAACACAAGAUAGUCAGCGCUCGUCCCUCAGCUUGGUGACGGUGACGUCACCGUCUGACUGGCUAGCCAGUUAGCUCGCUGGCUAGCGCGUAUUGACGGUGUUAUCUGCGUCUUUUGGACGAGCAGCGUCACAGCGCCGCAACACUGCGUGUUUGUGCUAAAGUCUUACUGGUUCAUGUUAUGUAAUAAUCUGCAGUCAAUUCGGCCCUGAACAAAAAACACGUACGUUGAGUAAAACGUCAUAUAAGACAGGUACAUCCCCGGUCACGGAGGUAGAUGACUGGGAUAUUUGAUUGCAAUUCAACCGGUUUCUAACAGUUAUCUCGUGUGUCUGCGCGCCGAAAAGAAGUAAGACGUUUUGGUAACUUUAAUAAACAUAAUUUGUGUGCAUCAGUUUAGUUACCACUACGUACUAAAGUGGUUACGUUAAAUUGUCAAUAUUUUAAAGGCCUACUGAAAUGAGAUGUUCUUAUUUAAACGGGGAUAGCAAGUCCAUUCUAUGUGUCGUACUUGAUCAUUUUGCGAUAUUGCCAUAUUUUUGCUGAAAGGAUUUAGUACAGAACAUCCUUGAUAAAGUUCUCAACUUUUGGUGCUGACAAAAAAGCCCUGCCUUUACCGGAAGUUGCAGACGAUGACAUCACAAGUGUGGGGGCUCCUCACAUAUUCACAUUGUUUUUAAUGGGAGCCUCCAACAAAAAGUGCUAUUCGGACCAAGAAAACGACAAUUUCCCCAUUAAUUUGAGCGAGGAUUAAAAAUUUGUGUUUGAGGAUAUUGAUAGCAAAGGACUACAAAAAAAAAACGUGAUUGCAUUGGGACGGAUUCAGAUGUUUUUGGACACAUUUACUAGGAUAAUUCUGGGAAACUACCUGAUAGUCGGAGGUGUGUCUCCACGCGUGUCUUGACGCCAGUGUCUCAGGGGAUUCGACGGCAGCUACGGACGGCACAAGCUCAGCUGAUCUCCGGUAAGAAGCAAAUUGUUACCACAAUUUUGUCACCGAAACCUGCUGGUUGACAUUCCGUCGGGAUUCAUGUACGCUUGACCGCGCUCUGAUCCAUAGUAAAGUUUCACCUCCAGGAAUUUUAAACAAGGAAUCACCGUGUGUUUGUGUGGCUAAAGGCUAAAGCUUCCCAACUCCAUCUUUCUACUGUGACUUCUCCAAUAUUAAUUGAACAAAUUGCAAAAGAUUCAGCAACACAGACGUCCAAAAUACUGUGUAAUUAUGCGGUUAAAGCAGACGACUUUUAGCUGUGUGUGUGUGCAGCGCUCAUAUUUCCUAAAAACCUGUGAUGUCUUGCGUACACGUCAUCAUUACACGUUUUCAAGAUGAAACUCCCGGGAAAUUUAAAAUUGCAAUUUAGUAAACUAAACAGGCCGUAUUGGCAUGUGUUGCACUGUUAAUAUUUCAUCAUUGAUAUAUAAACUAUCAGACUGCCUGGUGGGUAGUAGUGUGUUUCAGUAGGCCUUUAAACGGAGUUCUGAAUUGGGUAUGUGAUGACGACUACUGCUCGCAAAUAGUUAACAGUGUGACUAUUAGACAUUUAAUUUGUUGACUUAUUAUCACACAGUGGCAAACACCAGGAAGUAACCUCUUUCUCUGCAGGUGUUUCUGUCAUGGCGCCUAUCUGCCAGUGUGACGUCACACCGUGACAUCAGCGUUUUUCCCCAGCUCCCAUAUGUCAGGGACAUUGUUUAUCCUGCAUUGACACGCGUGGGCAGCUUGGACAGGAAGUGUCAUCAAGGCGACGUGAUGAUGAUGAUGGUGAUGAUGCUGCUGCUGCACUGUGGUUUUUUUAGGUUUUGAUUUUUGUGAGCUGGAUGAGAAAAUCGAAACCUAAAGAAAAAACAGCGCCGAUGGCGGGGACGUCUUCUUCUGUGCCCAAAGACAGUCCACUUCCUGUGGCUCUGGGAGGGUCACGUGACACUUGUCAUUACAUUUGCUGUCCACUAACUGUCCACUAAGGCAGUGGUUCUCAAAUGGGGGUAUGCGUACCCCUGGGGGUACUUGAAGGUAUGCCAAGGGGUAUGUGAGAUUUUUUUAAAAUAGCAACAAUUCAAAAAUUCUUUAUAAAUAUACUUAUUAGGGGUGUGGAAAAAAAUCGAUUCUCACGUUGUGCAAUUUAGAAUCGAUUCUCUUUUUUUUUUUUUUUUUAUAGAUUUUUUUUGAUAAGUCCAACAAAACAUCCAUCCCGUCCAUUUACUACCACUUAUUCCAUUUGGGGUUAAUACACAGCAAUGCCAUAACAAUGCAAUCCAAUUCCAAAACCAAACCUGACCCAGCAACACUCAGAACUGCAAAUUGAGAGGAGACACAAACACAACACAGAACAAACCAAAAGUAGUGAAACAAAAAUGAAUAUUAUCAACAACAGUAUCAAUAUUAGUUAUAAUUUCAGAAUAGCAGUGAUUAAAAAUCCCUCAUUGACAUUGUCAUUCGACAUUUAUAAAAAUAAAAAGAACAAUAGUGUCACAGUGGCUUACACUUGCAUCGCAUCUCAUAAGCUUGACAACACACUGUGUCCAAUAUUUUCACAACAAUAAAAUAAGUCAUAUUUUUGGUGCGUUUAAAAGUUAAAACACAUUUACAUUAUUGGAAUCAGUUGAUAAAACAUUGUCCUUUACAAUUAUAAAAGCUUUUUUUUUUUUUAUCUUGUACUCUGCCAGCAUGUCAGCAGACUGGGGUAGAUCCUGCAGAAAUCCUAUGUAUUGAAUGAAUACAGAAUUGUUUUGAAUCGGAAAAAAUACCGUUUUUGAAUCGAGAAUCGCGUUGAAUCGAAAAAAUCGAUUUAGAAUCAAAUCGCGACCCCAAGAAUUGAUAUUGAAUCGAAUCUUGGGACACCCAAAGAUUGGCAGCCCUAAUAUUUAUUGAAUGAUACUUGAAGAAAAUAUGAAUGUAAGUUCAUAAACUGUGAAAGAAAUAUACACCAAUGCAAUAUUCAGUGUUGACAGCUAGAUUUUUUUGUGGACAUGUUCCAUAAAUAUUGAUGUUAAAGAUUUCUUUUUUUGUGAAUAAUUUUUUAGAAUAAAGUUCAUGAAUCGAGAUGGAUAUGUAUUAUAAUCCCCAAAGAGGGCACUUUAAGUUGAUGAUUACUUCUAUGUGUAGAAAUCUUUAUAAUUUAAUCACUUUUUUAUUUUUCAACAAGUUUUUUGUUAUUUUUAUAUCUUUUUUUUUCAAAUACCUCAAGAAACACCACUACAAAUAAGCAAUAUUUUGCACUUUUAUACAAUUUAAUAAAUCAGAAACUGAUGACAUAGUGCAGUAUUUUACUUCUUUAUCUCUUUAUUUCAAUUAAAAAUGCUUUGUUCUGAUUAGGGGGUACUUGAAUUAAAAAAAUGUUCACAGGGGGUACAUCACUGAAAAAAGGUUGAGAACCACUGUACUAACGUAUUGUGUGUCUACUAGGGCUGGGUCUAUAAUAUGAUAUCGGUGUAUAUAUAUUGCAAUAAACUUGUAAUUGAUAUAAUAUAAAAAUGUGUUCGAUAAAACGUUUCAUAUAUAUAUAUAUAUAUAUAUAUAUAUUCUGUAUAUAUAUAUAAAUAAAUAUAUGUAUUAUAUAUGUAUUGAAGUUACAAACCAAGGCACACGCGCUCUUGUAAUUUAUAGCAGAACAGGAAUGGUUCACUGAGCAAUGGAAGGGACACAUUAACAACCAAUCAGGUUGUGUCAUCUUUUCAUCUUCCUGUUGAUUUUCUGCAUUGGGUGAAAAAAAAUAAGUAGAAGUGCUACAUGGAUAUUUAUGGAUUUUUUUUUUAAACGGACCAUAUUUCUUAGCAGUGCUUACCUGUUUUCUUUUCAAACCAACAGGGAGGAACUAAAGCGCAGGACAGUAUAAAUAAAAUAAAAAAAGACAAAAUAUAACAAAUGAGUGGCUUUGAAAUAAUAGUAAUUUAGUCCAAUAAUAUUAAAAUAAUCAAAGCCUAACAUAAAUUAAUUUCCAUACUUAAGAAUAACAGAAAUAAAUCCGUAACUUCUAAACCUGCAAAAAAGCUAUUCGUAGGUUUCUUAAUGGUUACAUUCUUCCACUUUAUGAAGCAUUUCUUACACAUUCCUUAUUUAUUUAUUAAAUGUUCAGUGUGCUUUCAGAAUGUUGUUUGUAUUGACUGUUUUUGAUGCUUGUAUUGACGUUUCCUUUCUGCCUUGAUAAGAGGGGAUUACAAUCAGAUGAAUGUUACAUUUCAAAUAAAAAUGUUCACAUUUAAUAUAUUUUUAUCCUGGUCCUUAUUUUCUAUAGGUCAUAACAUAUAAUGAUUAUCAUUAUAGACCCAUAUAGCAUAUAAGUAUACAGUUGUCAACCAUUUCAGCAACUGGUGUUACCGAAAUAAAAUGCGCCUCCAAGGAUUGCAGCGUGACGUGUUUGCGCGCCCCCUGGUGGCCGGUUGCAAAUGCAUCAGCUAACACAGUACGAGGGGGCGUGGCCUCAUCACUUCUGUAGUCAGGUGCACAACGAGCCGGGUCAAAGGUCAUAUUGCCAGAGUCGUGAGAAAACUAACGAGACUGUGACAGGAAGUGGUUCUCGUUGCCCCCCCCCCCCCCACGCCUAAGCUUAUGACUUCAAUUUCAAACCGCGGCAGGUUUCCAUGGCAACGUGUAGCUUUGAGGGACUCGCUGACCGACGCUUCCUUUCGCACACAAAGACAAGAAUGUGUGAAUGGCGUCAUUAAACCCUCAUCCGUCAACUGCGCGCCGGACAAACACCCCCCAAAAAAAACCCAGGGGGGUCACCCUGGGGACUGCCAGGAGGAGACUGUGGCGUGUGAGCGCCACCUGUCACUCACUCCAUGUUCGAAUUCAUGUCCAGCAUACCGUCUGGCCGCCACGUGACUUAUGAUGGACAGCGCGGUUCUGGCAUAGCAACCGUUGCCACAGGCAAGGAGCUCGCUGCCGCCCCCUACCGGACAGGCAGAACGCGCCAUAGAAAAACCACGUGACGCGUGUCAGCGCUGCACGUGUCAAAGGACGGGAAGCGGACCACAUGUUUGGACAGAUGUUCUGUAGAACAUCUGGACCUGAUUUUCAGUCAGUGGGAAAACACCUCUGAGAGGGUGGUCCUCUACCUGCCCCUCCCCCCCAAACCCCCUACACAAAUCAUUUUUUGAGCGCUAAAGGGUUAAAACUCGAGAUGACCUGACCCCGCCCCCUCGGACGAGACCCUCGGCUGCAGGACUUGAUCACUGCACUCCAAAACCCACUGGGACCGAACAAGGACCACUUCAGCUGUUUGAUUGACAGGCUUGUCAUGCAUCGGGCAGUGUGACGUCACCAGCGUCAUGGAGGUUCCGCUGCUCCUGAUGAUGAUGAUGGUGGUGAUGACGUCACAGGUGUUUGGCGCCUACACGGUUGAACGCCGCCAUGACAAUUCGCUUCACAGAGUCAGCAAACGUUACACCAUCAACCCUCUGGGACAAAAGUGGACGCACGUCAACAUCACGUACAGGGUGGACAAGUUCCCCAACACGCUGAGUGUGGACGACACCAGGAAGGCCAUCAGCAUCGCCUUCGCCAAGUGGAGCGACGUGUCGCCGCUGAGCUUCGCGGAGGUCACCAACGCCAGCGCCGACAUCGCCAUCGGUUUCUACACCUUCAACCACUCUGACUGUUGGCAUUCGCCGCUCCACCCGUGCUUCGACGGGCUGAAUGGCGAGCUGGCGCACGCCUUUCUGCCGCCGCGCGGAGAGAUCCACUUCGACAACCACGAGUUCUGGAUCCUGGGGAAGUCCAGGUUCAGCUGGAAACAAGGCGUGUGGCUCAACGACCUGGUCCAGGUGGCGGCGCACGAGAUCGGCCACGCCCUGGGACUGUGGCACUCCAGGGACCCGCGCGCCCUCAUGCAUCCCAACGCCACCUACACGGGCCAGCGGAACGUCGGACAGGAUGACGUGUGGGCCAUCCAGAGGCUCUACGGCUGCGAGGAUAAGAAGCGCGUGUGCGAGGCGUGGGCCCGUCUGGGCUUCUGUGAGCGCAGGAAGUGGUUCAUGAAGAAGAACUGUCCUCGCCGCUGCGACCUCUGCUUUGAGCCCUUGGAAGCGGUCGCCACGCCGACGCCGCCCCCGGCUAACGUCAAGGUGAAGAUGGUGCCACGCGGGAAGGUGGUGGGCUUCCGCUGCGGUACCAAGAACCCCCGCGCCACACCCAAAGUCAGCUGGUACAAAGAUGGAGAGCGGAUCGCGGCGUCCAUCGCGGGCUACAUCGUGGUCAAAGGGCGGGACCUCCGCAUCGUGGCCAACGAGUUCAACGAGGGCGUGUACACCUGCCGCAUCCAUCGCCGUGGCGACGCAGUGUCCGUCAACUCGUGGAGCAUCCGCCUGAAGCCGGAAGAAACGUCCAACAGCUGAGAAUCUUUGGGCACCUAAAUAUUCCAUCCGAGUCCGAUUCCCAGAGUGACGAUUCAAUUCAGAAUCGAUUCUUGACUCAAACUAAUUCUCGCAAUGUAUCAUUUGGUAUAAUAUUUCUAAUUCAAACUUUUUCAAAACAGGUUACAGGUUAGAAAAACUCCCAAAAACUUAUUUUUUUAAAUGGAUUAUCACUUAAAAAAAAUAUGAAUAUUUUUUUAAUCGAUUUUUAAAAAUGACGUAACAAUUUAGAAUGGGGAUGAAUAAACCCCAUUGACAACAUGAUUUGCCAUUUAAUCUAGUUUUUACAAUGUAGUAUUUGGUAUAAUUAAUAUGAAACUUUUUCAAAACGGGUUACAGGUUAGAAAAGCUCCUAAAAACUUAUUUUUAAAAAUUGAUUAUCAUUAAGAGAAUAUAUGAAUAAUUUUUUUAUCAAUUUUUAAAAAUUAUCAAUUUAGAAUGGGGAUGAAUAAACCCCAUCAACAACAUAAUUCUCCAUUUAAUCUAGUUUUCGCAAUGUAGUAUUAGGUAUAAUUACAACAAAACUUUUUCAAAUCGGGUUACAGGUUAGAAAAGCUAUAAAAAUGUAUCUUUGAAAAUUGAUUCUUGCAUAAAAACUGUAACAUUUUUGAAAAUACUAAUUUAGAAUCGGGAUGAAUGAACAGGAUCAACAACAUGAUUCGCGAUUCAAACUAAUUCCAGCAAUGUAUUAUUUCGUAUAAUAACUAAAAAAACAUUUUCAAAACAGGUUACCAGUUAGAAAAGUUAUAUAUACGGCUUUUUUAAAAUAUUUUUUUUCAGUUUUAUUUUUUGAUUAUUAUUGAUUUUGGGAAAUUGUGAAUCGAUUUAGAAUUGGGAUCAACAACACUAUUCUUGAUUCAAACUAAUUGUCAUAAUGUAUAAUUUGUUAUAAUUGUAAUGAAACUUUCAGAACAGGUUAAAAAAAGCUCAUAAACAUAUUUAAAAAAAUGAAUUCACACUUACAAAAAGGAUUACUUUAUUUUAGAUUGCGUCUUAAAAUAUAUGAAUCAAUUUAAAAUCGGGAUGAAUAAACCUGAUCAACAACACGAUUCUCACAAUGUAUUAUUUGGUAUAAUAAUUGUAAUAAAAUGUAAUAAAACUUUUUUAAAACAGUUUGUAGGUUUGUAGGUGAAAAAACAUUUUUUUAAAUUGAUUCCCGUAAAAAUAUAUAUACUUUUUUUUUUUUAAUCGAAUUUUGAAAAUUAGGUAUCGUUUUAGAAUCGGGAUGAAUAAACACGAUUUUCAAUUCAACCUAAUUUUCACUACGUAUUAUUCGGGAUAAUAAUUGUAACACAACUGUAUAAUGAAAUGUUUUAAAACAGGUUAGAAAAGCACUUAAGCAUUUUCAAAAUCUUAUUCUUGUAAAAAUGUUUUUAAUUUUUUCAGAAUGAAUUUUGAAAAUACCUAAUCGAUUCAGAAUCGGGAUGAAUAAACAGGAUCUACAACAUGAUUCCCGAUUCAAAUUAAUUGUCAAUGUAUUUUUUGGUAUAUCAAUUGUAAUACAACUUUUCAAAACAGAUUACAGGUUAACAAAGCUAUAAAAAUGUAUUUUUUUAAAUCGAUGCUUAUAAAAAAUACAUUUUUUUAAUCAAUUUUUGGAAAUUACGAUUCGAUUUAGAAUUGAGAUUUAUAAACACGAUCAACAACUCAAUUUUCGAUUCAAACUAAUUCUCACGCUGUAUUUUUUAAUAUAUUUAUAAUGAAAAUAUUCAAAACAGGUUACAGAUAUGAAAAAUUAUUUUAAAAAAUGGAUGCUUCUAAUUAAAAUACAUUUUUUAAAUCGAUUUUUAAAUAUUAUGAAUCGGUUUUAGAAUCGGGAUGAAAAAACAAUUAUCGAGUCAAACUGAAUCUGAAUGUAUUUUUUGGUAUAAUUGUAAUACAACUUUUUAAAAGAGGUUACAAGUUAGAAAAGCUACAAAAACAUCUUUAAAAAUGGAUGAUUAUAAUUAAAAACAAUUAUUUUUAAAUCCAUUCUUGAAAAUUAUGAAUAGAGUUAGAAUCACAAUCAACAACACGAUUCUCGAGUCUAGGUAUUCCCCUGUUUUUUUUUGGUAUAAUUGUAAGAAAACUUCAAAAUAUGUUGCAGGUUAGAGAAGCUAUAAAACAAAUUUGUUUUUUUAAAUGAAUGCUUAUUAAAAAAUUUAAUAUUUUCUUUAAAUACACUUUUGGAAAAUAUGAAUUGAUUUAGAACAGAAAUAAUAAAGACGAUCAACUACACAAUUCUCAAUUCAGGCAAUGUAUUAUUAAGUAUAAUAAGUAUCUUACAAUAAUACUUUUUUGUAACAGUUUACGGGCUACAAAAGCUCCUAAAAAUUUUUUUUUUGAUUAAUUCUUACAAAAAAAUGUGUUAAUCUUUUUUUUUUUUAAAUAACGCAUUGAUUUAGAAUUAGGACAAAUAAGAAUCGUAAUCUGGAUGUGAAUCGAUGUUUUCGUGCAUCCCCUAUAGCGGACCGCGUGUUCUCAUGAAAAGUAACUGAGGUCAAAAAAGUAAAAAAAAAAAUACUUGUUAGCUACAUCGUUGAAGUCAUGUGACCUCAUGUCUAGACUCUUUGCUACCUCCAAGUAUCAAAUAUUUACCUCUUCCCAUCCGCUUUUACUUCCUUUAUGAGCGAAGCCGGCAAACAUUUGGUCGCUCCGUCGUCAUGGAGGCCUUUCUGUGCGCCUCGGCCCCAAUAAAACGAGGAUCGACAAAAACUUUGGCCGUACGGAAGCAGGACAGUCAAGAUGUUACCAUGGCAACGGGACCUAUCUUGUGUCCGUUUUUUUUUUUUUUUAAACUAAAAGCGGCAUUUUCCAACAUUGCAAUGCCAUCAAGCGUGGCGUGAUGACGUCAUCCCUGGAAAACGGGGGAGCUGUCACACAAACGGCGCCCCCUGUUGGGCGUGGAGACGAGAGCGUGGCGGCUGUGUUCAGGUGAAAACUUUAUUGUCACUCUCAAACACACGCACAUUCAUUUUGUUCCUCAGAACACACAGACGCACUUUGACCCCGCCCCCUGUCUGGACUGAUAAGGGGCCAAUCAGAGGGGGGCGGGGCUUAGGCACAUGUAAACACAGGCACAAACAGUGACAAGGUCGGCGGCGGCGACACGUUGAAUAAACACGAAGAGCGGGAGAGAGCAUCUGUGCACGUGCGUUGUAAGAAAAGGUGUGUGUGUGUGGGAGGGGGGUUUGGGGGGGGGGGUCGCAGGUCAAAGUUCAGGAAUGUUUUGGUUGGUCAGCGAGUGUGAUGUCAUCACUACAUGCCCAUCCUGAUGCUCUGGAUGAUCUGGAAAAUGGCUGCAGACAAAAAAACAAUGUUUAUAUUGUGAUGGACUUUGUAAAGUUAGCUUGACAUGGCACAGCUUGACAUCACUGACAUACCCAAGCCCUGCCCAAGUGUCGUCGCAACACAAGGACGGGGCAGCAUGCAUGGACUUUAAAGGCCUACUGAAACCCACUUCUACCCACCACGCAGUCUGAUAGUUUAUAUAUCAAUGAUGAAAUAUUAACAUUGCAACACAUGCCAAUACAGCCUUUUUAGUUUACUAAAUUGCAAUUUUAAAUUUCCCGGGAGUUUCGUCUUGAAAACGGUUUGUAAUGAUGAGGUGUACGCAAGACGUCACGGGUUUUUAGGAAAUAUGAGCGCUGCGCACACACACAGCUAAAAGUCGUCUGCUUUAACGGCAUAAUUACACAGUAUUUUGGAGACCUGGGUCGCUGAAUCUUUUGCAAUUUGUUCAAUUAAUAUUAGAGAAGUCAAAGUAGAAAGAUGGAGUUUGGAAGCUUUAUCCUUUAGCCACACAAACACAUGGUGAUUCCUUGUUUAAAAUUCCUGGAGGUGAAACUUUCCUAUGGAUCAAAGCGCGGUCAAGCGAACAUGAAUCACGACGGAAUGUCAACCAGCAGGUUUCGGUGAGAAAAUUGUGGUAAAAAGUCACUUCUUACUGGAGAUCAGCUGAGCUUGUGCCGUCCAUAGCUGCCGUCGACUCCCCUGAGACACUGGCGUCAAGAAACCCGUGGAGACACACCUCCGACUAUCAGGUACUGUUAAACUCACUAAAACACUAGCAACACAAUAGAAAGAUCAGAAAUUUCCCAGAAUUAUCCUAGUAAAUGUGUCUAAAAAUAUCUGAAUCCGUCCCAAUGCAAUGGCGUUUUUUUUUUUUUAACUUUUUUUUCUUUCUAGUCCGUCGCUAUCAAUAUCCUCAAACACAAAUCUUUCAUCCUCGCUUAAAUUAAUGGGAAAAUUGUAGUUUUCUCGGUUGGAAUAGCACUUUUUGUUGGAGGAUCCCACUAAAAUCAAUGUGAAUGUGUGAGGAGCCCCCACACUUGUGACGUCAUCGUCUGCGACUUCCGGUAAAGGCAGGGCUUUUUUGUCAGCACCAAAAGUUGCGAACUUUAUUGUGGAUGUUCUCUACUAAAUCCUUUAAGCAAAAAUAUGGCAAUAUCGCGAAAUGAUAAAGUAUGACACAUAGAAUGGACCUGCUAUCCCCGUUUAAAUAAGAAAAUCUCAUUUCAGUAGGCCUUUAAAAAAAACAUUUUUUAAAACUUUCGAGGCUGGAAAAUGCCAAUGUGCGAUGUAUAUCUUUCUGUCUUGUGUCAUUUCCUGAGAACUUACCAGAACCGCAGACCACAAAGACGAAGAGCGCCAGCAGCCAAGGUCCGACACCUUUCUCCUCAGUCAGGUUCCUCUGAAAGAAUAACAAGUCCCAUUGCCAUGACGACGUCUGUGUUUUUAAAGUCAUCAAUCGAUUAUUUUCGAUCAGCGAGGGAACGCCUGUUCCAUCUGGUACAGGUUUGGCUGGUCGGACUCACAUUGGACUUGGCCACGUUGCCCCGCUGAGUGAUGUUCUUGCUGUGCUUCUCGUUAGCCAUUCGGAUCCUCUGCUUGGCCACCAUCUUGUCUUCUUGUCGGGCCUACAAAGCGCUGGUUAGUGGUCUAGUUAACUAGUUAGCCGGGGAGCUACGUUUGUUUGUUUGUUUGGUCCGCUCGACGCUGGAAGUGAGAACUCCUCUCGCCUGU